AAGAACAGUAACUGCAAGGUACGUGCCUUUCAAACCCUCCCUUCCCCUUGCCUUCAAUGUUACCUUUACGGUGAUGUCAAGCCGCAUCUCAAGUUCACCAGCUAAGUGACUGUAAGGAUGCCUUUAUCUCGCAGCAUCUCUGUCACGUCCCUCUCUGGCCUGGAUGACUGGACUGAGGAGCUUGACCUGGAGGAUGCCGUCCUGUUUGAAAUUGCUUGGGAGGUGGCAAAUAAAGUUGGGGGAAUUUAUACUGUGAUCCAGACCAAGGCCCGCCUUACCGCAGAGGAGUGGGGUGAGAAUUACUUCCUUGUUGGGCCCUACAUGGAGAGCAAUGUCCGAACUCAGGUGGAGCUCAUUGAACCUCCCAGCCAUGUCGUGAAGAGGACUAUAGACAAUAUGAACUCUGCUGGGUGUAAGGUGCACUUUGGCCGCUGGCUAAUUGAAGGGAGCCCCUACGUUGUGCUCAUUGAUGUGGGCUUCACGGCCUGGUCCUUGGACCGCUGGAAGAGCGAGCUGUGGGACAGCUGUGGAAUCGGCAUGCCCUGGUUUGACCGCGAGGCCAAUGACGCAGUACUCUUCGGCUUCCUGACCGCGUGGUUCCUUGGGGAGUUUGCAGCCCAGUGCGACAAACCCCCCCACAUCCUGGCUCACUUCCAUGAGUGGCUAGCGGGCCUCGGCCUGGUCUUAUGUCGACAAAGGCAGCUGCCGGUGGCCACCAUCUUCACCACCCAUGCCACUCUGCUUGGCCGCUACCUGUGUGCAGCCAAUGUAGAUUUCUACAACAACCUCAGUAACUUCAAUGUGGAUAAGGAGGCAGGCGAUAGGCAGAUAUAUCACAGGUACUGCCUGGAGAGGGCAGCGGCGCACUGCGCUCACAUCUUCACCACGGUGUCUCAGAUCACUGCCAUCGAGGCGGAGCACCUGCUCAAACGGAAGCCAGAUGUUGUUACCCCCAAUGGGCUGAACGUGAAGAAGUUCUCCGCCACACAUGAGUUUCAGAAUCUGCACGCCCACAGCAAGGCCCGCAUUCAGGAGUUCGUCCGCGGGCACUUCUAUGGGCAGCUGGAUUUUAACCUUGACAAGUCUGUGUUCCUCUUCAUCGCUGGGAGGUAUGAGUUCUGUAAUAAAGGAGCCGAUAUCUUCCUGGAGGCACUUGCUCGGCUGAACUAUCUCCUUCGGGUGAAAAACAGUGACGUGACAGUGAUCGCCUUCUUCAUCAUGCCCGCCAGGACCAACAACUUCAACGUGGAGUCUCUGAAGGGGCAGGCUGUCCGGAAACAGCUGUGGGAUACUGCUCAAACCGUGAAAGAGAAGUUUGGAAAGAAGUUGUAUGAAUCACUCCUAGUAGGUCAGUUACCGGAUGUGUCGAAGAUGUUGGACAAGGAGGAUUUCACGAUGAUGAAGAGGGCCAUCUUCAGCACCCAGAGGCAAUGCCAGCCACCCAUCUGCACCCACAACAUGCUGGACGAUGGCAGCGAUCCCAUCCUCAACUCCCUUCGCAGGAUCGGCCUUUUCAACAGCUCUGCGGACAGAGUGAAGGUAAUUUUCCAUCCAGAGUUCCUGUCUUCCACUUCCCCUCUCCUGCCCAUGGAUUAUGAGGAGUUUGUACGAGGCUGCCAUCUUGGAGUCUUCCCUUCUUACUAUGAACCCUGGGGAUACACCCCUGCGGAGUGCACUGUAAUGGGGAUUCCCUCCAUCUCCACCAAUCUCUCCGGCUUCGGCUGUUUCAUGGAGGAGCACAUUGCCGACCCCUCUGCCUAUGGUGUUUACAUCCUCGACCGGCGGUACCGCAGCGUGGAUGAGUCCUGUAAUCAGCUGACCUCCUUCCUGUUGCAGUUCUGUCAGCAGAGCCGUCGCCAGCGGAUCAUCCAGAGAAACCGCACCGAGAGGCUCAGUGACCUUCUGGACUGGCGCUAUCUUGGUCGGUACUACAUCUCGGCUCGUUAUACGGCCCUAACAAAGGCUUUCCCGGACACUUACUGCUAUGAGCCUCAGGACCCCGGUUCUAAAAAGGGCUUCAGCUACCCUCGACCAGCCUCAAUACCCCCCUCUCCAGCCCUGUCUCGGCACUCCUCGCCGCACCACAGCGACGACGACGAUCGUGAGCGAUACGAUGAAGAUCUGGAGGCCGAGAAGGACCGGCUCAACUUUCGCCAGCCCUCUUCACUCCACCCCUGCAACAAGAAUGCGUCAGAAAGCAUCCCCACCUCUGACGGCAGCAGUGGUGCUAGCUCCAUCACGUCUACGCCCAGCACUAUCACCUCUCCCCCUAGCUCUCUUUCAAGUGAGACAAACUGAUCUGAGACACAAAUGUCACUGAGGUUAGGAGAACGCAGAAAGUGUCAUGAUGUACCAUCACACCCGGGGCCUAAACUAUACAGGGAAGAAAACAACGCUGCACACACUUUAUGGUUCAUAGCAGAACAUCAUCUUUCUACAUUGUGUAGUACAAAAUUGAAUACCAUGUAGACCAAGAUCAUUUUUCACCACAUAGUAGAAGGAAAUACAAGAUAAGAAAGGUGUGAGUCAGAAUGAAAGUGAAAGGUUAUCCUGGGAGUCAGUGACAUAGGAGAGAAACUCAACUUGAGGUACAGAAGGAGUUUAAAAAAAGUAACCUGUUUUGAAAUCUGUACCUUGCAUAUUUAUGCAGUCUGCUGCAAACUUUCUAUAGUAUUUUAGUCUCUGUGGGGAAUUCUUGCGUUUUAAAUCCUACCUUCACUUGCCUCCGAAAUACUGUAAGGAAAUACACUAUAUUGAGAAGGAUUCUUUGAAAAUACUGCCACUGUGAUGAUCUAUUUAACAAUAAGUAUUGAGUGAAUAAAUGAUUGCUGAAAAUGUUUAAACGAUAUUCAGGAUGUGAAUGUGCCGUAUGUGUCAUGGAUGCACCUUAAGAAAAGGAAAAUAAACUGAAAGGUAGAUUUAU
Molecule: messenger RNA, 2923 nt
Organism: Brienomyrus brachyistius
Lineage: Eukaryota; Metazoa; Chordata; Actinopteri; Osteoglossiformes; Mormyridae
Product: glycogen [starch] synthase, muscle-like
Exons: 16
Coding region: 118-2298 (726 amino acids)
Biological process (GO): glycogen biosynthetic process
Cellular component (GO): cytoplasm
Molecular function (GO): alpha-1,4-glucan glucosyltransferase (UDP-glucose donor) activity
Source: RefSeq, a predicted model, not a curated record